AUGAGAAAUAAAGGAACUCGUGAAGUGUUAAGAGUUUUACAAAAGUUUGUAGCAGAACAUAACCCAAGUACUUUAACAUCAGACCAAGACAGUGCAUACCUCAGCAACGAAAUCACAGAAUUUCUCAUUAAGCAUAACAUAACUCACUACACUACUGAAGACCAUAACCAUAACAUACUCGGCAUCAUUAAUCGCUUCAUAAGAACGCUCAGAGAUUUAAAUCAAGAGCGAGACUUUACCGAAGAAACAAUGAAACAUUUUCUCGAAGUAUAUAAUUCCUCAACAAAUUCUACAACAGGACAUACACCAAAUUCAAUGACACAACAACAAGAAGAAAAGUAUAUACAAAAGAAACGAAGCCAAACACAUCUGGGACCAUUAGAGCGGGAGUACUGGAAAGAUAAAAAUAUGCCAGAAAGAAUAAGAAAAUUCUUCUAA
Messenger RNA from Trichomonas vaginalis G3, 438 nucleotides. RefSeq names its product integrase core domain containing protein family. Lineage: Eukaryota; Parabasalia; Trichomonadida; Trichomonadidae. The transcript has a single exon. Bases 1 to 438 code for a protein of 145 amino acids. The record is from RefSeq and is a predicted model, not a curated record. Gene Ontology annotation, biological process: DNA integration. Gene Ontology annotation, molecular function: nucleic acid binding.